UCUAAUUCGGUGGGGGUGGUUUUGGCAAAUGUUUUCUUUUGUUGUUGCUGCGGCCCGAAAGAAAAUAAUUUGCAGCUGAAAAUUAAACCAAUCAACUAAUUAAAUUACGUGAAAACAAGAAGCAAACAUUAAGUAUGAUAUAGUAAAAGUAGGAGCAAACAACUGAACACUUGGAAGUACAAAGUAAAUCAGCAGCUGCAAAGAUGUCUCCGAACUGCCUGUGGACAUGGGGCCUCCUGAGUGCUCUCCUUGUGACCUUGGGCUCAGCGGCCAUUUCGUCGAGGGUUCUGGAGCUGAGCGACCGGUUCAUAGACGUGCGACACGAGGGUCAGUGGCUGGUGAUGUUCUAUGCGCCGUGGUGUGGAUACUGCAAAAAAACCGAGCCGAUUUUCGCCCUGGUGGCUCAGGCGCUUCAUGCCACCAAUGUUCGGGUGGGUCGCUUGGACUGCACCAAGUAUCCGGCGGCUGCAAAGGAGUUUAAGGUCCGAGGAUAUCCCACCAUCAUGUUCAUCAAAGGCAACAUGGAUUUCACCUAUAAUGGAGAUCGUGGUCGCGAUGAGCUUGUGGAUUAUGCUUUAAGGAUGUCCGGUCCUCCGGUUCAGCUGGUAACGCGGACGGAGAGCGUGGAUAUGCUCAAGGGAUCGCACACGAUCUUCUUCAUCUUUGUGGGACAGCAGGAGGGAGUGGUGUGGGAUACGUACUAUGCUGCAGCUGAGGGCUAUCAAGAGCACGGAUUCUUCUAUGCUACGAGCGAGGACAUCGCUGCCCAGCACUUUGACUUUGAGAAACUGCCAGCGGUUAUAGUUUACAAGGAGGAGCAGCACCACUUCUAUCCCCAUGGACACCUGGCGCACGAAAUGGAUCCGAAUGAUGUAAACGAGACCAUUUUCCAAUGGGUGAAUGUGGAGCGGUUCACCCUGUUCCCGAAGGUCACACGAUUCAAUAUCCAUCAGCUGCUGAAGACUAAUAAGUAUCUGGUUCUGGCUGUGGUAUCAGAGGAUAAGCUCAAUCAGAUAGCCACCCAUGAACUAGAGUUCCGAGACAUGGUCGAAGGUGUGAUUAGAAAGCAUCGGCCGCGUUAUCACGAGAAGUUCCAAUUCGGAUGGAUUGGCGAGCCAUCUAUAGCACAUUCCAUUAUUCUGGACCAACUGCCCACGCCUCAUCUGAUAGCAAUUAACUCGACCACCCAGCAUCAUUUUAUACCAGACGAUGAUCCCAUGCAGAUGACCCCUCAGGCAUUGCAUCUGUUCCUGGAGUCUAUAAGCAAUGAGAGUGCGGUUGCCUACGGUGGAGACACAUACUUUGUACGCUUAAAUCGGGCGCUUUUCGAGGUUCGCAGAUCUUUGAAGGACAUGUGGCAGGGCAAUCCGGUGCUAACCACUGUCAUCUUUGGCCUACCGCUGGGCUUCCUCUCGCUAAUUAUGUACUCUAUAUUCUGUGGAGAUUGUCUAGUCACCGAGGAAGAUCAAGACGAAGACCACGAAAAGAAGGAGUAAGUGUAGAUCAGAAAUUAGG
This is a messenger RNA of Drosophila serrata, 1515 nucleotides long. RefSeq names its product Thioredoxin-related transmembrane protein 3 (gene Tmx3). NCBI's taxonomy places the organism in Eukaryota, Metazoa, Arthropoda, Insecta, Diptera, Drosophilidae. The record is from RefSeq and is a predicted model, not a curated record. Gene Ontology annotation, cellular component: endoplasmic reticulum.